Molecule: messenger RNA, 1036 nt
Organism: Camelina sativa (false flax)
Lineage: Eukaryota; Viridiplantae; Streptophyta; Magnoliopsida; Brassicales; Brassicaceae
Source: RefSeq, a predicted model, not a curated record
CAUAUUUCCUAUAAGUAUCUAAAAACAAGACUUUAACUUCUGCAGAACCCAAGUUGUUAUAUUUGAAAUCAGACAAUGAGGCCUAAAGCAAAUCAAAGCCACAAACUCAAGCUUCUCCUUGUUUGUCUUCUUGCCACCUUAAUUCUCAUUUUAAUCUUGAGAUCAACUCUGACAUCUUCACGGUCACGCCAAACUCCAGAAGAUAGGAGAUCAGAGCGUUGUUCUGGUGCCUGCAAUAAGAUACCACGUUCCCUUGCACAAGCCCUGAUCCAUUACUCGACUUCAGUUAUCACACCACAACAAACGCUCAAAGAAAUAGCAGUUAGCAGUAGCGUACUCAGCAAGAAGUCACCCUGCAAUUUCUUGGUGUUUGGUCUAGGCCAUGACAGCCUCAUGUGGAGCUCUCUCAACUAUGGAGGCCGGACGGUAUUUCUUGAAGAAGAUGAAGCAUGGAUAAAACAGAUCAAGAGACGGUUUCCAAUGCUGGAAUCGUACCAUGUAACAUACGACAGUAAAGUCAAUCAAGCCGAUAAUCUCAUAGAAGUUGGGAAAGGACCUGAAUGCACAGCCAUUGGAGACCCACGGUACUCAAUGUGUCAACUAGCACUCAAGGGUUUGCCUGCAGAUAUCUAUGAGACUAGUUGGGAUCUAAUCAUGGUUGACGCACCGACUGGCUACUACGAUGAGGCUCCUGGGAGAAUGACAGCAAUUUACACAGCGGGAAUGAUGGCGAGGAACAGGAAACAGGGAGGAGAGACCGAUGUGUUUGUGCAUGAUGUGAACAGGGAAAUAGAAGACAAGUUCUCUAAGGCUUUCUUGUGCGAAGGGUACAUGAAGAAACAGGAAGGGAGACUAAGGCAUUUUGUUAUCCCUAGCUACAGAGUUGGAUUGCAGUCAGAAUCAAAUAGACUCUUUUGUCCACAAUGAAUACAUGUUACCUUAGAUCUCCUCUGUUUCUCCCAAUCUGUAACUCUUUAUCGUCCUUGUUGUUCUACUUGUUCACUAUCAGUAUUAAAGAGCCUAGACAAUUAAGCUA